This is a messenger RNA of Oxyura jamaicensis (ruddy duck), 2348 nucleotides long. Its product is annotated as zinc finger protein 883-like. The record is from RefSeq and is a predicted model, not a curated record. Lineage: Eukaryota; Metazoa; Chordata; Aves; Anseriformes; Anatidae. The transcript is spliced from 2 exons. The coding region runs from base 104 to 1846 and encodes 580 amino acids. Gene Ontology annotation, molecular function: RNA polymerase II cis-regulatory region sequence-specific DNA binding; DNA-binding transcription factor activity, RNA polymerase II-specific. Gene Ontology annotation, biological process: regulation of transcription by RNA polymerase II.
AAUCUUAUUUCCAAUUGUAUUUUUAAUUUUAUUUCUGAUUUGGAUAUAUUUUUGCCACUUUCAACCCAUAGAGCAGGGCUUCCCUUUCCCGAAACCAGCUUGCAUGGAGCAGCCUGGAGAGCUUCCAACCCCCCCAGGGAUGCAAGAAGAAAAAACCCCCGGAGACCCCCUUGGAGCAGGAUGCACCCCGAGGAGAGCAAGGACUGAACCGAGCCCUACACAAGGAUGCACGGAAGGAAGGGGAGAGCCCGGCAUCGCCACCGGCAUCACGGCCGGCAAACGGGCAGGGAGCGGCUCCGAGGGCAUGCAGCCAGAGGCAGCUCCUGAGGCCGAGUGGAGGCUGGCAGAAGGCGAGGCCGUGAAGGCUGUGGCUCAUCUCAUCCCUCGUGGAGGGGACGUGAAAAUCCUCGAUGGCUCCAAAGCCCGGCGAGGGGCCGCUGCCAGGGAGAAGAAGUACGCAUGUGAGGAGUGCGGGAAGAGGUUUGGCCAGAGCUCCAACCUCAUCGUGCACCAGCGAAUCCACACGGGAGAGAAGCCCUACAGGUGCCACGAAUGUGGGAAGUGCUUCAGGCAGAGCUCCAACCUCAUUGUCCACCAGAAGACGCAUGCCGGGGAGAAGCUUUAUGAGUGCCCCAAGUGCCAGAAGUGCUUCCCAGACAGGUCGCUGCUCAUCAGACACAAGAGGAUCCAUGUGGGAGAAAAACCCUUUAAAUGCCAGCAGUGUGGGAAAAGCUUCAUCCACCGAUCGAGGCUUCUCGUCCACGAGAAGGUCCACACAGGAGAUCAGCUCUACCAGUGCCCCCAGUGCAGGAAGUGCUUCGGGGACAAGCCCAAGUUGCUGCAGCACCGGCGGCGGCACGUGGGCGAGAGGCGCUACAAGUGCUACGAGUGCAGAGCGGAGUUUGGCCAGAGCUCAGCCCUCAACCUCCACCAGAGGGUUCACGUGGAGGAGAAGCUCUACCAGUGCUCGACGUGCGAGAAGUGCUUCAAGGACAGGUCGACGCUCAUCAGGCACGAGACGGUGCAUACUGGGGAGAAGCCCUACAAGUGCCACGAGUGUGGGAAGAGGUUCACCAGGAGCUCCGAUAUCAUCGUCCAUCAGCGGACGCACACGGGCGAGAAGCCCUUCGAGUGCCCCGAGUGCGGCAAGAGCUUCAGCCACAGGUCAAAUCUUUUCCGGCACCAGAGGAUGCACACGGGGGAGAAGCCCUACAAGUGUGAAGAAUGCGGGAAGCGAUUCGGGCAGAGCUCGGAGCUCAUCGUCCACCAGCGCACGCACACGGGGGAGAAGCCCUACCACUGCUCGGAGUGCGAGAAGUUCUUUCGGGGGAGAUCAACGCUUUUCAGGCACGAGAGGCUGCACACAGGGAUUAAACCCUAUGAGUGCUCUGAGUGCGGGAAGAGCUUCGGGCAGAGCGGGGACCUGAUCGCCCACCAGCGCUUCCACACCGGUGAGAAGCCCUACCAGUGCGGCGAGUGCGGGAAGUUCUUCAGCAACCGGUCGAGCCUCGUUCGGCACCAGAGGCUGCACGCCGGGGAGAAGCCCUACAAGUGCCACGAGUGUGGGAAGAGCUUCGGGCAGAGCUCGGACCUCAUCGCCCACCAGCGCACGCACACGGGCGAGAAGCCCUACCCGUGCCCAGUGUGUGGGAAGAGCUUCAGCAGGAGGUCCAACCUCCUCGUGCACCAGCGAGUGCACGGAAGGGACAGGCUCUGCAAAUGCCGGCAGUGCGGGAGAAGCUUCCAGCAGAACCCACAGCUCGCCCCGCAGCAGAACUCACCUCGGUGCCCCGAGUGUGCAAAGUGGUUUGAGGAGGGGUCAAAGUCUGGUGAACACCAGAGAUAGCACUGGGGAGAAAAACUCUGUAAGCACCCAGAGUUCUGGAUCGGGGCAAGACAUCACGUCGCAGAAAAGAAAAAAUAGUGCUUUGCCUAGGUAUUAUUCCAUCUUUCCACCUUUGCAGUCUUCAGGAAAAAUAAAAAACACCACAAAACACAUAAAUGACUUAAAGUAGGCUGAUGAGAGUAAAUAAUAUAAUUACUGUUUUUUUUUUUUUUUCUUCUAAUUAUUUCUUAUUACUGAGUUUGCUUCAAGGGCUUGAUGUGUGUUGAUCCACUCACUCCCAUCUCCCCCAGUCAAACCAUCUUGUUCUGGGGCUCAGGCUGUCUGUCCAUCCCAGCACCUGGCUUCAAAGCUCUUAAAUCCUGUGGUGUUCCCCAGGCUGGGGCAUCCGCCCUGGGCAUCAGCACCCUGAGAUACCAUAGAAAUCCGUCUUCCCAUGCACAUCAUUCCCUCCCCACUAUAUGUAUUUAACCUCAGUAAUAAUAAUAAAGCCCUCUGUUCCUAA